UCACACUGCCCCUUAAUAAAAACAAAUAAAUAGUUUUAUUUAUAAGUGAAAAAGUGAAUCUUUAGUGCAAUUAUGUUUCUGCCCGAAACAGCCAUCUUCUGCAUCACCCUGCUGGUCUAUGGGGCCAUACUUCUGCUGCUAAUCUAUUAUGUUCUGACAUUGGCGGACCUGGAGUGCGACUAUUUGAACGCCCAGGAGUGUUGUCGACGGCUAAAUUUCUGGGUAAUACCUAAAUUUGGCUCCCACGCCCUGCUUUGCGGCCUUCUCUUGCUGGGCGGACACUGGAUAAUGUUUUUGCUAAAUCUGCCCAUGGUCAUUUGGCUAUUUUACGAGCUGCAUCGUCAGCGGCGGGAUAGUUUAGGCGUCUACGACCCCGUGGAUAUACAUAGUCGUGGAUUGUUAAAGGUGCAUUUAAGGAACUGCAUGAUCUAUUUGGGCUACUACUUUGUCAUGUUCUUUGUGGGGUUGUAUUGCCUGAUAUCAUCGCUAAUCAAGGGAGAUCCCAUCAAGCGGUACGAGGAUGAUGAAAUUAUCACAGACUUUUGAAUUUCAGCUUAAUACUAAGGCUCGACUCUUUGACUUCUUCGGCAUUCUAUAAACAGAGUUUAUAAUUUCAAAAAAUUAACCAACCUAGUCGCACUUCAUAAUCAUUUUAUUUAUUCCAUUUCUAGUAAUAUAAGCCUAUUCGAUAAGACAUCACAAAAUACAUAGCUAUACAAAUUCAACAACGCA
Drosophila miranda is the source of this 732-nucleotide messenger RNA. It is a transcript of the gene cnir, whose product is annotated as protein cornichon homolog 4. Gene Ontology annotation, biological process: endoplasmic reticulum to Golgi vesicle-mediated transport. The record is from RefSeq and is a predicted model, not a curated record. Bases 73 to 546 code for a protein of 157 amino acids. Lineage: Eukaryota; Metazoa; Arthropoda; Insecta; Diptera; Drosophilidae. Gene Ontology annotation, cellular component: endoplasmic reticulum membrane; COPII-coated ER to Golgi transport vesicle. The transcript has 3 exons.